This is a messenger RNA of Arvicanthis niloticus (Nile rat), 2582 nucleotides long. It is a transcript of the gene Znf768, whose product is annotated as zinc finger protein 768. Lineage: Eukaryota; Metazoa; Chordata; Mammalia; Rodentia; Muridae. Gene Ontology annotation, molecular function: RNA polymerase II cis-regulatory region sequence-specific DNA binding; DNA-binding transcription factor activity, RNA polymerase II-specific. Gene Ontology annotation, biological process: transcription by RNA polymerase II; regulation of transcription by RNA polymerase II. The record is from RefSeq and is a predicted model, not a curated record.
GUGCAGGGGGGAGGGGGCGGGGAGCAGUAGCCCAGCCGGGGCUGGGGGCCGAGACGAGGGGUCUCGGGCUGGGAAAUGUGACUGAGGACGGCCGGAGGAGUCGACUAGCCCCUCACCUCCGAGGCCACGACGCGCGGGGACCGCUGAGGGCCACAAGAUAUUCAGAGACCUGGGGAGGGGGCGGGGCAGCGGACAGGGGCGGGGUCGGAGAGGCCCAGGGUCAAGACGUCCGGCCUUCGCGGCCGAAGCCAGGCCGCCCGGUCUCCUCGGCGGCUCUGAACGGGCUGGUGGCGAGGGCUCGGCGCUCCGGGCACACGAACUGGGUCGCAGGAUCGUCCGCCAUCGCCACCUCCGCCGCCGCCGCAGUGGGAGCUGGCAGGGAUGGAGCGGGAGGCGUCGUCGCGGGGCCUCGAGCCCGGGGAUGUGCACGGUCCCGACGCAGUGGGCAGCCCUGAAGGGUCUCUCAAAGGCAACACACGUGAGAAUGAAGAAAGGGAAAUUUCUCAGCAAGAAGGCAAUGGGGACUAUGAAGUUGAAGAAAUACCUUUUGGGCUUGAACCCCAAAGCCCAGAGUUUGAGCCACAAAGCCCAGAAUUUGAAUCCCAGAGCCCCAGGUUUGAAUCUGAAAGCCCAGGGUUUGAAUCCCGAAGCCCUGGGUUUGUGCCCCCAAGCCCUGAGUUUGCACCCAGAAGUCCUGAAUCAGAUCCUCAGAGCCCGGAGUUUGAAUCCCAGAGUCCUAAGUAUGAGCCCCAAAGCCCUGGCUAUGAUCCCAAGAGCCCUGGCUAUGAACCUGGGAGCCCUAGGUAUGAACCCAAAAGCCCAGGGUAUGGUUCGAAGAGCCCCGAAUUUGAAUCUCAAAGCCCAGGGUAUGAAUCCCAGAGUCCUGGGUAUGAACCACAGAACUCUGGAGAUGAAGUUCGGAAUUCUGAGUUCAAAACCCAUAGUCCUGAAUUUGAAACUCCAAGUUCCAAAUUCCAGGAAAGUGCAGAAAUGCUUCUGAACCCCGAGGAAAAGAAUCCAUUGAGCAUCCCUCUAGGAGUUCACCCCCUGGAUUCCUUUACUCAAGGGUUUGGGGAGCAACCCACAGGAGCACUGCCCCUAGGGGCUCCAUUUGACAUGCCUUCGGGGGCUCUGCUGGCCACACCCCAGUUUGAGAUGCUCCAGAAUCCCCUGAAUCUGACAGGAACCCUUCGUGGUCCAGGCCGGAGGGGUGGCCGGGCCAGGGGUGGGCAAGGCCCUCGACCUAACAUCUGUGGCAUCUGCGGGAAGAGCUUUGGUCGAGGCUCGACCCUGAUCCAGCACCAGCGCAUCCAUACCGGUGAGAAGCCUUACAAAUGUGAGGUGUGCAGCAAGGCCUUUUCCCAGAGCUCUGACCUCAUCAAACACCAGCGCACUCAUACAGGCGAGCGGCCCUACAAGUGUCCCAGGUGUGGCAAGGCCUUCGCUGAUAGCUCUUACCUACUUCGCCACCAGCGCACCCACUCUGGCCAGAAGCCCUACAAGUGUCCACACUGUGGGAAGGCCUUUGGCGACAGCUCCUACCUCCUGCGGCACCAGCGCACCCACAGCCACGAGCGGCCCUACAGCUGCCCCGAGUGUGGCAAGUGCUAUAGCCAGAACUCAUCCCUGCGCAGCCACCAAAGGGUGCACACUGGGCAACGACCUUUCAGCUGUGGCAUUUGUGGCAAAAGCUUCUCCCAGCGGUCAGCACUUAUCCCCCACGCCCGCAGCCACGCCCGUGAAAAGCCCUUCAAGUGCCCGGAGUGCGGCAAGCGCUUUGGCCAGAGCUCCGUUCUGGCCAUCCAUGCCCGCACCCAUCUGCCAGGCCGCACAUACAGCUGCCCCGACUGUGGCAAGACCUUCAACCGCUCCUCUACACUCAUUCAGCACCAGCGCUCCCACACAGGCGAGAGGCCAUACCGCUGCGCUGUGUGUGGCAAGGGCUUCUGUCGCUCCUCCACGCUGCUGCAGCACCAUCGCGUGCAUAGUGGGGAGCGACCUUAUAAGUGUGAUGACUGUGGAAAGGCCUUCUCGCAGAGCUCCGACCUCAUCCGCCACCAGCGGACCCACGCAGCCGGCCGCCGCUAACCAGUCACGGGUCGGGGGGAGAUGAUGUGCAGAAGAGAUGGGGUCAGGGAACUUAAACUGCUUAAGAGGAUAGAGGAAAAGCUGGAGGAGAAAAAAGGAUAAAAUAUUCUAGAAGAUGGGUCAGGGUGCAGGAAGUCACAUGCCCUCAAGAAGUAUGAGAACUGGGCUAUGAAGGGGUUGGAGGGAGUUCAGACAGGCAACAGGAAGCACCAGGAGAGAGCCAUGCUGUUUGCAGCAGUGAGCUCUUCAUCUGCGACGCCCUGUUCUGGCAGAGCACUAGAUGGGGAGGGGGGAGGGCAAGGGAGUGGCAAUUAGAGUAGGGUAGCUUAGAUUGGUAGCUGCUGAGACCCUUGUGAAACCAGGAAGAGGGCAAAGGUAGGUAGUUGGGAGGUGAGGCCCAAGAGUAGGGUCUGGACCGCAGAGCAAACCCCAUCCUGCCUUGUCUUCCUCAGGCUUUGGAGCCGUUUGAGUUCAAUAAAACUUUUAUGUGGUAA